UUGAGUUUUUGUGAGGCUACAGGAAAGACUCUCAAUUUGUACUACUCGCAGAAAGAAGCAAUGAUGAAGCUGGAAAUUAGCAUCGUUUUACUGCUGUGUACUUGGGCCACACUGGCACGGGAUUUCAGGAAUCCGAGAGAACUCGGAAAGAUUAAAACCAUGGAGGAAGAGUUAAAUGCUCUAAAAAAUGAAGUCAGGAUUCUAACAAGCAAAAAUAAAGAAAGGGCACAAGUAGCCUUUUCAGCCUCACUGUAUGGUUCAGUGGGCUUCAAAAAUUUUGGGCCUCAUGAAGAAGCAACCACUCUUGUGUAUGAUAAUGUUUUUACAAACAUUGGAGAGGCUUAUGACAAAAAUACAGGAAUCUUCACUGCACCAGUAAAAGGAGUUUAUUUCUUCAACUAUGUGGUCUUCAAUCCUUCAGAUUAUGCAACCGGUGUGAGACUGCUAAAAAAUGGCAAUUUUGUGGUCGCGGCAUCAGAUAACCCUAACGGGCAAGACAGAGAAGACACUACGAGCAACUCGGUUAGUCUUAUUCUUGAACAAGGGGACCAGAUACAUCUUCAGCUCAUGGAGAACCGUCGUGUCUACGAAGACACCUGGAGACGUAACACCUUCAGUGGGCACCUACUGUUUGCUUUGUGAAGUUUCUGCCCAUGUGAAUUUCUGAUGACACAGUAUGUUAGUCCAAAUGCAGUGUUUUAUUCAGAUACAACAUAGCUAAAACUUUUCUAAAGCUGUGAAAAUAAAAAAAAAAGAAUGCUUUGCAGAACAAAAACAAAUCCAUUAAAUACUAAGAAGUUUUAAUAUAGCCUACACAAAUCAUUCAAAUGUAGCACAAAUUUCUAUAUGCUGUGUUGAUUUUUGUUUAAGGAUUACUCCUCUUCCAAAAUAAAAAUGUCCUGAUAAUUUA
This is a messenger RNA of Labeo rohita (rohu), 910 nucleotides long. Its product is annotated as complement C1q tumor necrosis factor-related protein 3-like. The record is from RefSeq and is a predicted model, not a curated record. Gene Ontology annotation, molecular function: protein binding. The transcript has 3 exons. Lineage: Eukaryota; Metazoa; Chordata; Actinopteri; Cypriniformes; Cyprinidae. The coding region runs from base 61 to 642 and encodes 193 amino acids.